UAUCAUAUGAUUUUUUGACAUUGACGUUAAUUUUCGACCAUCCAAACACACUCCUUCAAUUCAUUUAACAAAAAUUAAUAUUAUUUCUUAAAAGAAAAAGUGUAAAAGUAUUAAAAAUGGGUGCAGCAGCUUUGCCUUUUAUUAUAUUUACGGUUUUGUGGGGUGGUGUUGGUAUUGUUUUACCGAUAAUCGUACCCAAAAACCCGAACAGGGGCAUUAUCCAAGUUAUUUUGAUGUUAACUGGAGCAUGCUGUUGGUUAUUCUGGUUGUGUUGCUACGUGGCUCAAAUGAACCCCUUAAUAGGGCCCAGAUUGGACAAACAUACGAUCCUGGUCAUGGCUCGAGCAUGGGGUAAUCCACUGAACUAAAACCAUUUCGUAUUUGAUUACCAGGAAGAAAUUAAAUUAGAAUUAUAUUAAUUUGUUUUACUUUUAUUUGUACAGUAUUUCUCUACAUUUUAGGAACAUAUUCCACGUUUACAGUCCCCAUAUUUUGUAGAAUGUACAUAUAUUUCAGUCUAUAUUAAAUUUUGUUUUUCCAACA
Molecule: messenger RNA, 543 nt
Organism: Sitophilus oryzae (rice weevil)
Lineage: Eukaryota; Metazoa; Arthropoda; Insecta; Coleoptera; Curculionidae
Product: V-type proton ATPase subunit e 2-like
Exons: 4
Coding region: 117-368 (83 amino acids)
Biological process (GO): proton transmembrane transport
Cellular component (GO): proton-transporting V-type ATPase, V0 domain; plasma membrane proton-transporting V-type ATPase complex
Molecular function (GO): proton-transporting ATPase activity, rotational mechanism
Source: RefSeq, a predicted model, not a curated record